Messenger RNA from Camelina sativa (false flax), 1334 nucleotides. RefSeq lists its product as uncharacterized. NCBI's taxonomy places the organism in Eukaryota, Viridiplantae, Streptophyta, Magnoliopsida, Brassicales, Brassicaceae. The record is from RefSeq and is a predicted model, not a curated record.
UUCACGUCUUUUAGCAGUUUCUGAGUUUCACAUUCAAACAAAGUAAGCAAAAAAAAAGUAAACAAAACCUCCGACCCGACAUUCAAAAGUUUCGAAUGAAGAAUGAAGAAUGAAGAAUGAAGUAAUUAGGAAAUGUCUUACCAAACACAGUCAAACUUUUCAUUAAGAAAGACUUGUUCUACAUACAACAGCCACGUCAUUCCAAUGAGACAGAAACCGCACGAGACCAACGUGAAGUGAAACAAAAACAACAUCGUCUUUCUCUCCCGAGUGAGCCACGUGGAAGGCUGAUUGAUUCCAUAAUAUCGUCAUAGGACUCUCACAACGUUUCUCCGACUACGUUUGAUGAAUCAUCGGCCGGCCAAUUUCUUCUUUAACAUGCGUGCGAGGCAUUAUUACCCUGCGUGUCAACGUUUUCCACGAGAAAAUCAAAUCUUUUAAUAAAAGUUUCUGUUUUUAAUCGAAGUCUUAAAAUUGUAACGUGUGCGUCCGUGAGUAGAAGGUCGUGAAAUUUCCCACUAUGAUGAUACGCCACAACUCAGUUCCGGUGAAUAUUUCGCUGGAGACGGCGGAGGAGAACGGUGGUGUUAUGGACAAGCCAAGUUUUUUGUCUUCCUCUACUAAGAGAAUUUCUGAAUUGCCGGUAAAGGAGAAUCUAGCUCCGGUGGCUACUCCAACGACGGUGGAUACUACUGGCUUUCAUCAAGUGAAAUCUCGAUGGUCGUUUUCUUCUUCUAAGAGAAGCUUUGGGAGUAGUAAAGAUGAUACCUUUUUUGAAUCACAUCAAUGGCUGCAAUCUGAUUCUGAAGAUGAUUUCUACAGCGUUAAUGGCGAUUUUACCCCAUCACUUGGAAACACUCCAAAGUGUAGUUUCUCAGAGAAGCUUCCUCGGUUUCAUAACCCUUUAUUCGAAGAAGAGAAGCCUAGAGUAUCGUUUUCGCAUUCUCUAGCACCACGGAGGAAGAAACUAGGCGAACUUUUUAGAGACAGUAUAAGAGAAGGACGAGAGGAAAUUUUGGAAGAGUCAUCAGAAAACCAAAGUGAAAAAAGUAAAAAAUCAUUAAGUGAUCACUCUGAUGAGCUCAAAAUCAUUGAAAGUUCUGUAAAAGAGAAGAAGAAUCUUAAAUCUUUGAAUUACCAUCAUCGUUGUCUUCCAAGAUUCUCAUCUUUUAAAGGAAGUUUAAUGGAGAAGAGAAAGAAGAAGAAGAAAAUUCAUUUGAAAUGAGAUUGAAAGUUUGGAUAUUUUAUUUUUAAAAAUCGAAUAACUUUCACCUAUGGUAAUUUUACAUGUUAUUUGCUGAUUGAUGUGAUGGAAACAUAAGCACUGAUUUAGA